This is a messenger RNA of Thamnophis elegans (Western terrestrial garter snake), 2130 nucleotides long. RefSeq names its product derlin 1 (gene DERL1). The record is from RefSeq and is a predicted model, not a curated record. Gene Ontology annotation, molecular function: ubiquitin-specific protease binding; misfolded protein binding. The coding region runs from base 349 to 1104 and encodes 251 amino acids. Gene Ontology annotation, cellular component: endoplasmic reticulum membrane; Hrd1p ubiquitin ligase ERAD-L complex. Gene Ontology annotation, biological process: endoplasmic reticulum unfolded protein response. Lineage: Eukaryota; Metazoa; Chordata; Lepidosauria; Squamata; Natricidae. The transcript has 8 exons.
CAGGGGGCUGGACUAGAAGACCUCCAAGGUCCCUUCCAGCCCUAUUUUAAUUCUAAUUGUAUAGAGAACGAGGGAUUGAAAAGUGGCCGGUCCCUUUAAGAGUGAAACUUCCGGCGACGCUACUUUGCCCCUCCUUUAUUUUUGUUCCGUUGCUUAGCAAACGGAAGGCGGAAACCGGAAGUAGCCGUUUGGCCGAAUUCGGUGUGGCCACGUCGGAAGAAGGCGGGCCCCACCCACCGGCAGCGCUCAGCCCCUCUCGACGCUCAGGUCUUUGGCUGAGAAAAGAAGCAACCGGCGGGAACGAGGAGCACGAGGCCCGGUGUCCAGUCACCAGUUGGCGAAGGGGAGAUGUCGGACCUCGGGGACUGGUUCCGGAGCAUCCCGCUUAUUACCCGCUACUGGUUUGCAGCUGCCGUCGCGGUGCCCCUCUUCGGCAAGCUAGGCCUGAUCAGCCCCGUUUACCUCUUCCUGUGGCCCGAAGCCUUCAUCAACCGCUUCCAGAUUUGGAGGCCAAUAACUGCCACAUUUUAUUUCCCUGUUGGCCCAGGGACAGGCUUUCUAUAUUUGGUGAAUCUCUAUUUUUUGUAUCAGUAUUCAUCACGUCUGGAAACAGGUGCUUUCGAUGGAAGGCCGGCCGACUACAUGUUCAUGCUGCUGUUUAACUGGAUUUGCAUAGUUAUUACUGGCUUAGCAAUGAAUAUGCAAUUGCUGAUGAUCCCCCUGAUCAUGUCAGUACUUUAUGUUUGGGCCCAGCUGAACAGAGACAUGAUUGUGUCCUUUUGGUUUGGGACCCGGUUUAAGGCAUGCUAUCUGCCAUGGGUUAUCCUGGGAUUCAACUAUAUCAUCGGAGGCUCCAUCGUCAAUGAACUGAUCGGCAACUUGGUUGGUCAUCUGUACUUUUUCUUAAUGUUUAAAUAUCCAAUAGAUUUGGGAGGAAGAAAUUUUCUGUCAACACCUCAGUUUCUGUACAAAUGGCUGCCCAACAGAAGAGGAGGGGUCUCUGGAUUCGGGGUUCCUCCUGCCAGUAUGCGAAGACCCGUAGAUAAUCGCCAGGGAGACACAAGGCACAACUGGGGCCAGGGAUUCCGGCUUGGUGAUCAAUGAAACAAACAAAAAAACUUUCCUGUUUCCCCCCCCCCCCCUUUUUUUUUUUUUCUGUGAGGAACAUCUUCGACAACACAUGGGAAUGUUUCUUGCUGUGGAGGGUAUCCGAGGACCAGGUUUGCUCUAGCGUUGUUGCCUCAGACCCGUUACGAAAUCUUGUUUUGUUCCCGGUGGAAGACAACAUGACUGAAGAGACAAGAUAGAUUUUAAUCCAGGCCAUUAACUUCUUUAAUUCACUGCUGCCAUUAAAAAAAAAAAGAAUGAUACAUUUUUUUUAAGGCUGUCCAACAAAGCAUCCUUUCUAAAAAAAGCUCUCUCAAGGGAAUUCAUGUUCGUCAAUUGGUCUUGUAGCUCUCACUUCAUGAAAGAACCCUACAAAAUCCUCCCUGAAUCCAAUUUGGGGUCCCCCCCCCAAAAGUCAUCAGAGACUUUUCUUCCUCCGGUUUGAAUUAAAUUAAAAUGUCCAGGUCUACAGCAAUGCUAAGUAAAACACUUCAGGUAUCUACAGUUGCAUUUCUCUUUUAUUUAGUGAGAAGCAACUUUUUUUUUUUUAAAUCCCCUUUUGGAUUUUUUCGAUUGGUAAUGAAUUCUACCUGGAGCCAUUAAACAAAGGAAGAAAAAAGUUUGGCUGAAUAAUGCUAGUUUUUAAUUUGCAAGCUUACCUUGGCCUCUGUACUCUGUACUCCCAGCAUAGCAAAUGUGGCACCUUUUAAAUGCCCAGUUCUGUCUGCACUGACUUUGGAGCGAGUCCUAUUGAUCCUGAUUUUGAUGGGGUUUAAUCCUAUGCAUAUUUAAUUCGAAACGAGAAAAAAAAUGUAUGAUCUGUUGCCUCGAAUGUGUAAGGGUGGCUUUGAUGUGCGUAUCCUGGCAUGAAGGACUAGAGAAUGCUUCUCCUCUCGCGUUAUGUGCGAGAAAGACCGACAAUGCACAAAGAUCUGUUGAAUGGUUAAUGUAGAAAUACCUCUGUGUAUAACGAUAAAAGCAACAGGAACCAGAUAGCUGAGCUUAAUAAAACAGAUAACUGAC